AUUCAUGUACUCCUGUCCUCCCAAAACUGUCAUCUCUCUCUCUCUCUCUCUCGACCCCAUUCACGAAAACGCAGACAAAUUAACGAGAACUGUUUGCUAAUUUGCCACUGGUGAAAAGACCAGAACAAAAUGGGUGCACUCGACUUUCUCUCAGACUAUAUCACUAUUUCCACCCCAAGGAAGAAACGCAAAGCAAUGCAGACAGUCGAUAUCAAGGUGAAAAUGGACUGUGAUGGCUGUGAAAGGAGAGUUAAAAAUGCUGUUUCCAACCUCAGAGGGGUGAAACAAGUGGAUGUAAACCGGAAGCAAAGCCGGGUAACUGUAACUGGGUAUGUGGAGCCAAACAAGGUCUUGAAUAGGGUGAAGAGCACUGGGAAGAGAGCUGAGUUUUGGCCAUAUGUGCCAUACAACUUGGUGGCUUACCCUUACGUGCCUCAGGCCUACGACAAGAAGGCACCGUCUGGUUACGUGAAAAAUGUUUUCCAAGCCCUUCCCAGCCCAAAUGCACCGGACGAGAAAUUCACAACCCUCUUCAGUGAUGAAAAUGCACAUGCAUGUUCAAUCAUGUAAGCAGAUUUAGUAUUGGAACGAGGGUCGAGGAUGGAUUUAACACUUGUAGAUCUUGUAUGUUUCUAUACAUGAAACGCGUAAAAAACAAAAAAAAAAAAAAAAAAACCAUUUACUUGUUGUUUUGAGGUAGGUGUUAAAGUUUGUGGAGAUGGGAAGUUUUGCUAGAGCUUUGGAUUUUCUUUGAGAAGUUGUACCACUAGUACUAGAACUGUUUACCAAAUGAUAAAAUACAUGUUUUUCUGUACACAAAAUUUA
Molecule: messenger RNA, 825 nt
Organism: Carya illinoinensis
Lineage: Eukaryota; Viridiplantae; Streptophyta; Magnoliopsida; Fagales; Juglandaceae
Product: heavy metal-associated isoprenylated plant protein 21-like
Exons: 3
Coding region: 130-570 (146 amino acids)
Molecular function (GO): metal ion binding
Source: RefSeq, a predicted model, not a curated record